AUGGAAGACGAGAGGUCUGAAACUCGAGACAGUUGCUACUACCCUGGGUGUAGAAAAGAUGCAAAUUGCAACUGUGAGAUUUGCUUGGCUAGCAUCAAUGCCACGCUUGAUCUCAUGCCCGUCAAUGUCCACAAAACCACACUCACAAAGCUCUCAUCUUCUCGUGCCCGAAACAACGAUGUCGAACGCACUCCCAUCUCUUUCAAUGCUUCGAUUUUGUCCACACCCAAAUCGAGUUCUCACCUUGUUUUGGCCUCUCCGGUUCUCAAAUCGAGUGUGAGAUCAAAUCCGAUGGAGAGGAUGGAGAAGAGCGAAAAAGAGUGGGUUUGGAAGGUUUGGUUUGUGAAAUUGGUGGUGGGUUUAAGCUUGAUUUUCGUGGUGGAGUUUGGUUUUUCUAGUGGGGUUUGUGGGAUUUUAAGACCAGUGUUGUCUGAUUUAAUGGAUUUUGGUUUCUGA
Messenger RNA from Quercus robur (English oak), 456 nucleotides. RefSeq lists its product as uncharacterized. Bases 1 to 456 code for a protein of 151 amino acids. NCBI's taxonomy places the organism in Eukaryota, Viridiplantae, Streptophyta, Magnoliopsida, Fagales, Fagaceae. The transcript has a single exon. The record is from RefSeq and is a predicted model, not a curated record.